This is a messenger RNA of Ostrinia nubilalis (European corn borer), 3180 nucleotides long. RefSeq lists its product as uncharacterized. The transcript is spliced from 17 exons. Bases 77 to 3121 code for a protein of 1014 amino acids. NCBI's taxonomy places the organism in Eukaryota, Metazoa, Arthropoda, Insecta, Lepidoptera, Crambidae. The record is from RefSeq and is a predicted model, not a curated record.
CUCGAUUGUGUGCAAAAUAUUAUUUCAUUUAUAAUAAUUUAUUAUUAAUUUCUAGUAAACUUAUUUACGAUACAAAAUGACGGACGCUUCAAGCAUUAUGAGCAUUAGGGAGUUAAUAGAUACAGCAUUUGGCGAUGCCAACGUGAACAUAGUGAAUCACAAGCUCAUACAAACCAUACUUGUAAUUCUGGCACGACAACUUCGGCUGUUGGAGAGGCGCGUUGAAGUUGAAAUACCUGCAGUGGAAUACUCUUCAGGAACAAGCCUUUCGGUGACCGAAGUCAAACUACAAGCAAAUGUACCCCGUAAGAAAAAAGGCAAAGGAGCUGCCACUAGUGCCACAUUCGCUGGAGCCACCAGUUCAACCACUGCCGCUGGCCAAAAAGGCUUAAGGCCAGGCCAAUCUCAGUAUAGGCCAGGCAUGCAAGAAGUUGCAUCUAAAGCAUCGGCAAUGUCAUAUGAUAAAACAUCAUCUUCGGGGACAAAAUCUACAACUGAUAGGUCAAAAUCAACCUCAGACAAAACUAGCACAGAGAAAUCUUCAUCUGGUUUCACGUCAUCUGCUACAAAAUCAACGACUGACAAGUCCAGCUCAGACAGAACUAGUUCCCUUAAAACUAGCUCAGACAAAACCAGUUCAGAUAAAACAUCAACCGAGAAAACAUCAUCUAGUAAAACGCAAUCUGAAACCGAAGUAACAAAAUCAUCAUCGGAGAAAAAAACUACGUCAGAUGAAACAACAACACUUAAAACAUCUUCCGGUACUAAAUCUACAACUGGACCCUCUUCUACUGACAAAACAUCAGGAGAGAAAACAUCGACUGAGAAAUCAUCAACGGAUAAAACGUCUACAGAAAAAACUUCAACUGACAAAACAUCCUCUUCAGAUAAGCCUUUACCACAGGAUUACCAGAAGCGGCUGGAAAAAAUCGAAGAACAGAGGGAACGAGAGCUGCGAAUUAUCCAUCAGAGAGCCGAUUCACGAGAAGAGCAGGAAAAAACGCCUACUCCGAUGGCUUCCUUAGAAUCAAUGGAGAAACAGUAUGAAAAAUUGUUAAUUGUGGAACGUGUACCAUCAGACAAAAUAAAAGCUGCAGAAAGUCGAUCACAAGCUGGAGUUGGCGGAAAAUCGAAGCCGUUAUCUGUCGUGACUCAAGAUGAAUUUAUGGAACUUGCUACAAUAGUUCGCCAACUGCAAGACCGAUACAAAAUAGCAGGAGCUCCAAGCUUUCCCGAAAAUGCAAAAUUAUUGAAUGACUUACGCAAAGGUGCUUCACUAACUGACGCAAUGGCCGCAUUGCAACUUUCGGCUAGAGUAGAAGCUGCAGAAAAAACUUUGGAAAGACUGCUAGCAGUGGUAACUGAAAUAGUCGUCAAAAUUUAUGUAGGGGGAGAGAUAACAGGACCAAUAGAUGUUGAAGCUUUGAUAAAGUUGAGCCAAGGACUUAUUGCCCCAGAACAAUUUGCAGAAGUCAUAAAUGAAAUAAAAGAAAUGGAAGAAACAGAAGAGCCGCCUCAAGCUGCUCCAGUCCCCGCUAAACGUAAAUCUACUAUGCCAAAAGAAGCUUUAGCCAAAUCGAAAAAAUCCAUUGUAUCCAAAGCAGAAUCAAAAGAAUCGGUAGCGGUAUUAUCUAUGAUGGAUACAAAACUGCCGUCAGAAACUGAAGUAACUGCUGAACCAGCACAAGAACCUGCUGCGCCAGAAGAAGAAUCUAAAGAAAAAACUGACUCUGUGACUUACGAAGAACUAGAUAAUGCACUGCAAGAAUUGUAUGAUGAAUGUUUGAAAAUGGUUACUACUUCGACAAAUCGCAGUAACACGAAUGCUAACAAUGCAAUAAAAAUUGCUAAUAGAUUAGAAGGAAGAUUGGAAGACUCUCUGAACCUAGGAGAUCGAAUGUUUGACUUGGAAAAACUAGUCUCGGAGUAUGCUGAUCAGAUAAAUACCCUUGACACUGGCUUGUCGUCACAGAUGACUAACUAUCAAGAACAAUUAACACAAAUGCAACACGAUCUUGAAUCUGGAUUAGAAGCCAUGGCAGAAGCUUUAGCAAACACAGGAGGAGAUACGGCAGCUGUUGCUGAAUUGAACAACCACUUCACAAAUCUACAAACGGACCUCGACACUGCUGCAUCAAGACAAAAAGAGCUUAGAGAUAUACAAAACGCUCUAUCAUUGGAUCUUCAGUCUCUGUGGAAACAAAUAGAAAUACUACGAGAUACCAAAUCGGAUCGAGAUGAAGUGGCAGAUGCACUGCGCGAUAAAGCUGGUCUUGGUGCUCUAAAUGGAUUGGUGUCUCGUCAAGAAUUUGACGCAGUACGAGGAGAUUUUGAAAAACGCAUUGGAUCAGCUUACGAUAAGUUUAACAAUCAAGAGAUUGUUUGGCAAAAAGCAAUAGAUGAUCUAAUAAGAGAGCUGAACGAGAAAGCAGACUGGAUUCAAGUGGUUUCUUUGCAAGGUAGCAUCAAUAAGUACCUUGAAAAGUUUCGAAACAAGAUUCGUGAAAUGGAAGAGGUUGUGGGUGAACCUCGCGCUGCCACUGUUUCGAGAAAACUACACCGCGACGCUGAAUGCUUAUCUUGCGCCACUGCUGCGCAUAUGGAUAUAGAAGAACCCAACAAGUUGCCAUUAAUGCCCGGUUUUCCAUCUUCACGACCACCGGCUAUUGGUGCGGAAGCCAAAACUAAGCCGUCUGAAGAUGAGGAUCAUAGAGGCGUUUGUUAUCCUGGCAUGCCAGUACCUCAUGCUAUAGAUCCAAGAGCCCAUGUCUGUCAUCGAUACUGUGGCGGUUCUCACACGUUAAUAAAUAAUACAUUAAGCCGCGCCCCAGCAGGCAUGAUAAUAAACCCGGCCCUGCGACAAGUCAGCACCGCAGUUGGGACUGAUGGAAGGCUGUACAUGGUUGAUGGAGAUAAUGUGAAGAAGCCUUGCUUGCCAUGUAACUAUAAGAAAACUUUCACAACUCCAGAGCCUUCGGAAGCUGAACCAGCUCCAAUGGCGAUGCAUGACGAUUUUGGAUCUGAUAUGACGCCGCAGGACUAUCGACAACCAUCAAUGCAAGCCACUGGCGGAUCGGAUAUCGUCUCCGUAACUCCACCGCCGCCGAUGGACGAUGACUGAGGCUUUACUUUAUUAAUCAUAUUUUAUUAACUUUAAUAAUAAUUAAAUUUCUUGUUUCU